GCGGGGAAGAUGUCUGAGAGGAGGCGGGGAGCUGGCGGGAGAAGCGAGGCGCCCGAAGCGGCGGCGGGAACGGAGAUGCCGGCGAAGAAGCAGAAGCUCAGCAGCGACGAGAACAGCAACCCUGGCGACCUGUCGGGAGACGAGAAUGACGAUGCUGUUAGUAUAGAGAGUGGUACUAAUACUGAACGCCCUGACACCCCUACAAACACCCCAAAUGCUCCAGGAAGGAAAAGUUGGGGGAAAGGAAAAUGGAAGUCAAAGAAAUGCAAAUAUUCAUUUAAAUGUGUGAACAGCCUCAAGGAAGAUCACAGUCAACCAUUAUUUGGGGUGCAGUUCAAUUGGCACAGCAAGGAAGGUGAUCCCCUGGUGUUUGCCACUGUUGGCAGCAACCGAGUAACUUUGUAUGAAUGCCAUUCCCAAGGAGAAAUACGGCUAUUGCAAUCCUAUGUGGAUGCUGAUGCAGAUGAAAACUUUUACACUUGUGCGUGGACUUACGACAGCAAUACAAGCCACCCUCUUCUGGCAGUGGCUGGCUCACGAGGCAUUAUUCGAAUAAUUAACCCCAUUACGAUGCAGUGCAUAAAGCAUUAUGUGGGCCAUGGAAAUGCAAUAAAUGAAUUGAAAUUUCAUCCGAGGGAUCCAAAUCUUCUUUUGUCUGUUAGCAAAGAUCAUGCACUCAGAUUGUGGAACAUUCAGACAGAUACUUUGGUUUCAAUAUUUGGAGGAGUCGAAGGACACAGAGAUGAAGUUUUAAGUGCAGAUUAUGACCUGCUUGGUGAGAAGAUAAUGUCUUGUGGCAUGGAUCACUCUCUUAAGCUCUGGCGAAUCAAUUCAAAGAGAAUGAUAAAUGCCAUCAAGGAAUCCUAUGAGUACAAUCCCAAUAAAACUAACAGGCCAUUUGUUUCUCAAAAGAUUCAUUUUCCUGACUUCUCUACAAGAGACAUACAUAGGAAUUAUGUUGAUUGUGUGCGAUGGCUGGGUGAUCUGAUCCUUUCCAAGUCCUGUGAAAAUGCCAUUGUGUGCUGGAAACCUGGCAAAAUGGAAGACAAUAUAGAUAAAAUUAAGCCCAGCGAGUCUAAUGUGACUAUUUUAGGGCGAUUUGAUUAUAGCCAAUGUGAUAUUUGGUAUAUGAGGUUUUCUAUGGAUUUCUGGCAAAAGAUGCUGGCAUUGGGCAAUCAAGUUGGCAAACUGUAUGUGUGGGACUUAGAAGUAGAAGACCCACAUAAGGCCAAAUGCACAACUCUUACUCAUCCAAAGUGUGCUGCUGCUAUUCGACAAACCAGCUUUAGCAGAGACAGUAGUAUCCUUAUAGCUGUGUGCGAUGAUGCCAGUAUCUGGCGCUGGGACAGACUUCGAUAAAUUGCGGCUUUCUGAGAAUUAUACUGCUUUUUUUGCCAUAGCAAUUUCUAACCUGCUGAUACUGUAAAUGCUUUCAGAGUAAUCUUUCCUUGCUUCUGUCAACAGCUGAACUUAGUGAUGUUUGCAUUUGGUUUGGUGGUAUUGUCCUUUUAAAAAACUACUGCUUUUUAAUAAAAACAUUUUUGUACAUGUUUAAAAA
This is a messenger RNA of Candoia aspera, 1558 nucleotides long. It is a transcript of the gene EED, whose product is annotated as embryonic ectoderm development. Gene Ontology annotation, cellular component: ESC/E(Z) complex. NCBI's taxonomy places the organism in Eukaryota, Metazoa, Chordata, Lepidosauria, Squamata, Candoiidae. The record is from RefSeq and is a predicted model, not a curated record. Gene Ontology annotation, molecular function: protein binding; nucleosome binding. Gene Ontology annotation, biological process: negative regulation of transcription by RNA polymerase II; heterochromatin formation. The transcript has 12 exons. The coding region runs from base 10 to 1359 and encodes 449 amino acids.